CCGCUGCGUGCGUGCCCUAGGGUGAGCUAGAAGAGCCUGAGGCUACCGACGCCGCCUCACCGACCAUGUCCUCCGUGGGGCCGCGGCAGCCCCAGGCAGAAACCCCACCCUGGCCUGCAAGGGUGCCUCCGGGGCUGCUGCAGCUCGGCCCCAGCGGCGUCGCGCUGCUGCUUUGCGGUCUCGUCACGCUGCUAGGCUGGAACUGGCUGCGGUGGCACCGACUACGAGGCAUCCCCCCGGGGCCAACACCCUGGCCCCUAGUGGGCAACUUCGGCCACGUGCUGCUGCCACCCUUCCUGAAGAGGCACAGCUGGCUGAACCGCAGGGCUAGGGCCGAGGGGAUGGACGUCAAGGCCCUGGCCCCGCAGGUGCUCCUGGCUGAACUGGCCCGCGUGUACGGCAACAUCUUCAGUUUCUUCAUCGGCCACUACCUGGUGGUGGUCCUCAACGACUUCCACAGCGUGCGCGAGGCGCUGGUGCAGCAGGCAGAGGUCUUCAGCGACCGCCCGCGGGUGCCGCUCAUCUCCAUCAUAACCAAAGAGAAGGGGGUUGUGUUUGCACAUUACGGUCCAGUGUGGAGACAACAGCGGAAGUUCUCUCAUUCAACUCUUCGUCAUUUUGGGUUAGGCAAGCUCAGUUUGGAGCCCAAGAUUAUUGAGGAGUUCAAAUAUGUGAAAGAGGAAAUGCAGAAGCAUGGAGAAGAGCCCUUCUGUCCUUCCCCCAUCAUCAGCAAUGCUGUCUCUAACAUCAUUUGCUCCUUGUGCUUUGGCCAGCGCUUCGAUUAUACCAAUAGUGAGUUUAAGGAAAUGCUUGGUUUUAUGUCACGAGGGUUAGAAAUCUCCCUGAACAGCCAGCUCCUCCUGGUUAACAUAUGCUCCUGGCUUUAUUACCUUCCCUUUGGACCAUUUAAGGAAUUAAGACAGAUUGAAAAGGAUAUAACUAGUUUCCUUAAAAAAAUCAUCAAAGACCAUCAAGAGUCUCUGAAUGGAGAGAACCCUCAGGACUUCAUAGACAUGUACCUUCUCCACAUGGAGGAGGAGAGGAAAAAUAACAGCAACAGCAGUUUUAAUGAAGAUUACUUGUUUUAUAUCAUUGGGGAUCUUUUCAUUGCUGGGACUGAUACUACAACUAACUCUUUGCUUUGGUGCCUGUUAUAUAUGUCACUGAACCCCGACGUACAAGAAAAGGUUCAUGAAGAAAUCGAAAGGGUCAUUGGUCCCAACCGAGCCCCUUCCCUCACAGACAAGGCCCAGAUGCCUUACACUGAAGCCACCAUCAUGGAGGUACAGAGGCUGACUGUGGUGGUGCCGCUUGCCAUUCCUCAUAUGACCUCGGAGAGAACAGUGCUCCAAGGGUAUAACAUUCCUAAAGGCACAAUGAUCUUGCCCAACUUAUGGUCAGUACACAGAGACCCAGCCAUUUGGGAGAAACCAGAGGAUUUCUACCCUAAUCGAUUUCUGGAUGACCAAGGACAACUUAUUAAAAAAGAAACCUUUAUUCCCUUUGGGAUAGGGAAGCGGGUGUGUAUGGGAGAGCAACUGGCAAAGAUGGAAUUAUUCCUGAUGUUUGUGAGCCUGAUGCAGAGCUUCACGUUUGCCUUACCUAAGAAUUCUGAGAAGCCCAUCCUGACUGGAAGAUUUGGUCUAACGUUAGCCCCACAUCCAUUUAACAUAAUCAUUUCUAAGAGAUGAAGAGCAUCUCCAAGAAAAGAUGGCAAAAAGAUACAUAAAUGAAUAAUUAUAAAAUAUAUAAAUCUGUGUCCUUCUAAACAGAUUCUUCCAUAUCCAAGUUAGGCUCCAAUUAGAGACAGACUGGAUAAAGGGUAGAGCCCAAAGAAAUUUUCCGAGGAUUCCUCUGCUGGAUACUUUGGCCACGUUAGUAAUGCAUGUCUGUGAUUUGGGGAAGGGGGACCAAACCACCAAGGAAACAGGAAAUCUGGAUUUUAUUUGCAGUGACUUCUACCAAUAAGCCUAUCUUGUCAUUGCUCAGUGCCUCAGACAUCUCAUGUGUGACAUGAGGGUAACACCACUUGCCUUUUUUCUACCUCUCGGUACUGAUGAAGGUCAAAUGCCUCAAAUAUUUUCUGAUAUCACAAAAAUGCCGUUAAAUUCUGGAGAAGAAAUUCAGGAGUAAGAGAAGAUCUUCCUUCUGGCUUAUUAAGACCUAUGGCAACAUGAAAGUGGUAUUCAACCUGGAACACUUUAUUAGAGAGGGAUGGUAGAUUUGGGGGGUAAUACUGAGGUAGAACUUUUCUUAGCCCAGAUUCUAUGCUAGUUUCUUUGACCUUGUUCUGUUAUUGUUACCUUUUGUUUAUGAUUUUAGUUUUUACUUUUUGUAGUUAUGGGAUGAAGUGGCCCUUGUCUGGUAUACAGAGGAAAAAAGAAAUUAAGAUUGUUAAAAAUCCCCUCUGAAAUUACUGUCUAAAUUUAUAUGUCUGCCUUCUAGUUCAACUACAUGAACAGUGAGCCUGGCUAAAGAAGUAGUUUCAUCUGCAAAAUUCCUUCCUGCUGAAAUAUUUGCAAAGAUGUAGUUCUUUCUUUUUUUUCUUUUUGGACUUGAGUAUAAUUUUUAUUUUUAUAGAUUUAAUGUUACUUAUUUCUCAAUUAGUCUCUUUUAUCUCACUAACAAUAUUAUACAUACUAACAUAACUUUGUCUAGGGGUUACUAGAGAGAGCCAUCUCUUUGCUGUAUAAUUCAUUUCUCCUGAGAUAUUGUUAGUAAAGAUGUAGUUCUACCCUUUGACUUUAAGGCCUGAAGGGUGGCUUUGGGAGUUAUACUCAGAUUCAUCAGGAAAGGUUUCUUCUUUCAUCCUCUAUCUAAUAUUCCUUUCCUGUUAACCCUGCUACCAGGCCCAAUGUAUCUGAUCCUUGAAUACCCUUCCAUAACAGCACUUCUCAACAGGGAUGGUAAGCCCAGUCAUGGGAAUUUGAAAUACGUGAGUAUGUUUUUUGGUUAUCAUAAUGAUUGAGGUGCUACUGACCUUGUGGUCCCUUAGGGCCAGGAUGCUAAAUGUCAAAGCAGUCUUUGUCCUGCUUAGUACACCAGAAUUUUCCCCAGUGAGAUCGUGCUCCAAAGAAUGAACACCCAUUUCCUUUAUUUUCCCACAGUACUCCAUGUACAGAAGUAAUCACAGUAAUAAUAUGAGCAACCAUUUUCCAAGCCUUUCCUUGUGCUGAUGCCAUACUGAAUGCUUUGCUUGUAUGUACUUCCUACAGAAAUUCUAUUAAGAGGAUGCCAUAUUGUAGCUGGUGAAGCUGAGGCUUAGAGAAGUUAAACCAAGUAAUUAAAAAGCAGCAUCACUGGGUUUGAACCUACUGGUUUCUGUCACUAGAGGGCGCGUUCUGAACUACUUCUCAGUGCUGCCACUGCUUCAUCUUACAGCAGGCUACCCCUUAGCGGCAGCUAUAGGUAUGUGUAUCUUUCUUCAUUAAGGCCUGGGGUGUAGAGAGGAGGGUGUCGUACAGUGCCUAAGGGAUGUCCAGUCAACUUGUGAAUGAGUUAAGAAGUGUACUUAUGGGGAAAAUCUCAUCCCAUUUGAGAGACUACAGGUCGCAUUUUUGUUGCUUAAAGGUAAUAAAAAAAAUCAGUGUGUUAUUUUUUAAUGUCAAUUAAAGUCAGUUUAAAAAAAAUUACUGGACUUUUACUUUUGUUCAUCAUUUAAAACAACCAUUUUGAACAAACUGAGAAUGGUGCCUUAGCUCUUUAAAUACGACACAGAAUGUAAGCUCCAGGCAGCUGAAGACUAGGCCAUGCCCAGGGGCCUUUUAGUUACUUUCCUAAAGGAGGGAAGCAGCUACUGCCAUUCUUAUCCAUAGAGAAGGGGGCAAGAAAAGAUCCAGAGUGGUUGUUACUUUGAGAGUUCAACAAAAAGAAAAAAGACAAAAUUCUGAACUUGAAUCAGCAAGGCCUCCUGUGACUUACUCAUUUUUCCUUGCUCUGUUUUCACGUCAGUGGAGACACCACAUCUCCCUAACCUCUGACUUCAUCUGUUUUUAGCCACCCUUCGGGUUGUCAGAUCUUCUUAGUCUGUGAGUGGCAUUCUAGGGCAAUUUUGAAUGCAAGGCUAGAUUUCUCCUUUGACUUAGAGCAUUUUUAGGCAGACAUCUGCAUGUGCAAGAAAUGGAAAUAAUAACUGCUUAAUACAAACAUAAGAGGAUGAGGAAAGAACUGAAUAUUACAUAAUCAGGUAUUGAUAGACUUUUGAAUCUAUAUUCUUUAUAUUAUCUAUCACACUGCUCUUUUCCUUUUUAGAAAUAUACUUGGAAACACUUUCAAUGUAGAUAAAUGAAAUCCAGGCUAAACUUCAGGUACCUGGAAGAUUGGGGGGAUUUUGUUUGUUUGUUUAAAAGGUAAUAGACUAAAUUAAGAGGAACUAAGUGAAUGGAGAGCUUGUAUAGAUUUCAGAUGGAUGACGAAAGUGUGGAUGACUCUGUACCUUGAACAAGGCAGUUUGUUCUUGAAAUGGAGUUCAUACGCUUUUGAACUGCACUAAUAACUUACCAUAACAAGUUUAUUACUCCUCAAUUUUUAUAUGUAUUUUCAGUAUUUCUGACCAAAGACUUUGUAGCUAGAGGAAAAAAAAAAAAAACUUGGGCUUUUUGUGAGAUUAUGUUGAAAACAGAUGUUUAUUAAACUUUAAAAUAAGAUGUCUCAAACUAUAGCACUUUAAAGACAUCUUUAUAUGGUAAAUUGCUGAAAGGACUGUUAAUGCUUUUCUCAUACAUGUUGGCAUUUUACGAUUUUGUACUUCAUAGUUUAUUUGAAUUAUAAAAGUAAUUGUACUUUGUUUUAUAAGUCUGUCUGAUGUCUAGCGUUUAGUCCUCAUCUUUAGUUUCUGAUGCUUUUAUUAAACUUUUUA
Molecule: messenger RNA, 4858 nt
Organism: Otolemur garnettii (small-eared galago)
Lineage: Eukaryota; Metazoa; Chordata; Mammalia; Primates; Galagidae
Gene: CYP2U1
Product: cytochrome P450 2U1
Exons: 5
Coding region: 66-1691 (541 amino acids)
Biological process (GO): xenobiotic metabolic process
Cellular component (GO): cytoplasm; intracellular membrane-bounded organelle
Molecular function (GO): heme binding; oxidoreductase activity, acting on paired donors, with incorporation or reduction of molecular oxygen, reduced flavin or flavoprotein as one donor, and incorporation of one atom of oxygen; iron ion binding
Source: RefSeq, a predicted model, not a curated record